This is a messenger RNA of Adineta ricciae, 396 nucleotides long. The record is from the annotation of a GenBank genome assembly. NCBI's taxonomy places the organism in Eukaryota, Metazoa, Rotifera, Eurotatoria, Adinetida, Adinetidae.
AUGGUUGGAGGAUCGUACUGUCCAUUGUCACCCCGUGAUCCUCGAAAUCGACUUCAGCACCUACUUCAACAAAAUCAAAGUGAUUGUAUUCUAGUUGAUUCAACAACAGAAAAUAAAUUCGAAGAAAACAAUAUUACUUUACUCAAUACAAGGGGAAUGAUAGGCAAGCAAGAGAUAGCUGAUGAAAAUCACCUUGAUCAACUAUCAUCGAUCGAAAGCAAAAGUGACACCAUCGCUUUUGUUAUUUUUACUAGUGGAUCAACAGGGACGUCGAAAGCGGUUCAAAUAACGCAUCAUAAUUUAUGGAACUGUAUGUUUUCAUUUGAAUCUCUUGGAAUAAUAACCAAAUAUGAAAAUGUCAUUCAAAUGGCACAAUGCAUAUUUGACGUUAUGUGA